UCGAGACGCUCAAAAGACGAGUUUUUUAAAUGAACCCUGUUGGAGGUGAAACGCCCAUUGGUCUCGCAAAUCCGCGAAGAAAUCUAAAUAACAAUAGCGGCAGCAAUAUUGAAUGCGAUUCGCUUAACGUGAAUGCUGGAAGUGCUUGCAGCGGGCGAAGGAAGUCGCUGAAUUAUCAGCCGCAGUUGUCGCUCAAGCCGAAUGGAGGAGAUGGAGGAGAAUCAAGUACCAUGCAGCUAUCGUCAACAGGUCGCUUUAGUCCGCAUCCAAAUGAAAUAUUUCUGCCACAAUCAGCCAGACUAACAAUACCACCCUUGGAGAAGUUCGACGAUGCGUUAGUAAACGGUUGUCUACCGCCACCAUCUCCAGCUCCCAAUAGCGAUUGUUUGUCAUCUAACAUAACUCAUGCACACACCCACGUACAUUCACAUGGUCAUACCCAAUCUCAAUCUCAGAGCAAGACAAACCAAAUGCAACAAUUAAACUUGAAUCACUUCCAGCAUCAAGCUCAUGCUCACACCCAUGCUCAUGUCUAUCCGCUGUCAUCCUCAAACUCAGCAUCCUCGAUUUGCACCAGUAAUUCGGGGAGCGCAAAGUCCCAGCCAUGCAUUAUGGCUCUGACCAGUGCGGAGAAUAUCAAUGGUUCUACUUUGCAUAAGCACAACAAAUACAAUCAGCAGCAUCAACGAGUCAUGUCACCCAAUUCCAAGUACCGCCUGGAGCGUUACAGGGAGCCAAUGUCAGGUCAGAAGGCAAAAAUGAUGGACACCAUGAAUCAGUCAUCUCCGGCACCGUCGAGUGCCUCUUCAGGUCGUUACUUCCUGCCACCUGCCAAGGUGCAGUGCGAUGCCUACAGCGGAUACUUGGGUUCAACGGUUCACACACCUGUUAAGCGGUACGUGCCCACGCCACCUCUGGCUAGUGAGCUCUACACGGACUUAUCUCUAUCGACAUCGAUGACGUCGGCAGCAUCGACAAGUUGCGUGGCAACUUCUUCUCUUCCCGUCUCAUCGCAGUACGUGAAUAUGCCAUUGCCAUAUAACUAUCGGGUCAAGUGCUGUCAUCUGCCCAAUGAGGAGACUGGCCAUUCCAAGAGUGCUCAAACAUAUAAUGUUAGUAAUAAUGGAUCCUCCUCAUCAUCGUCAUCCAGCUGCCCCUGCCCCUCACCAUCGCCAGCAUCAUCUGGAAUAUCUGUAUCUUUUCCAGCACCUGCCUCUGGCAUCUGUUCCCCGAUUAUAUCGACAGGAGCAGUAACAACGAAGAGCGUCGGAUCCUGUAGCAAGAUUCGAUCCACUGCCAACAAUACCGAUGAAGCCGAAUCCAUUAUAGUAUUACAGCCAGCAAUCAGUCAAGGUCAAGGUCAGGUUCAGGGUCAAGAUAGUACCGGCACCUGUUUACACUGCAAUACAACUCGCCGGACAACUGGAGUACAUCAGACAACCCAAACAACAGGACCAAUUAGUCCCGUGCCAGUUUCCAUGCCACAUGUACCCAUGAAAGUGACAGCCGCCAAUGACUUGACGAAACUAAAGUAUCAUGAACAGGAGAUGAUGAUGGCAACCCAUUCAAAUUCAAUCUCUCUCUCGCCGGUAACAAUUGCCGAAUCGACACAGCAGCAACAGCAGCAACAGCAACAGCAGCAACAACAUCAGCAACAACAGCAACAACAGCAAGCGAAACUUCUUGCUGACAAUGGAAACCAAAUGACAUUCCAGAGACAAGCGAAUCAACAUCAAAUGUAUGCAGCUCCUCAGCUUCUGUCCAGCUCGCCGAGAUUGCAGCAGAAUCAAAUGCAGAAUUUACAGCAGCAACAGCAACAACAACAGCAGCAGCAGCAGCAAUCGUUGCAAGUUCUACCACAGCAACAACAGCAACAGCAGCAGCAGCAACAACAACAGCAGCAGACUUAUCGCUAUUCAUGCAAGAAGCGGAUUAGUAUUUAUGUGAGACGGGAGAUUGCCCGAUUCUUUGGCGUGGAGACAAGCUCCGAAGCUGCAGACUAUGCCAUUUGGUAUGGACGGCAUCGACGUCUGGCCAUUCGAAGAUUUGGCCCAUUGAACUCCAUCUCGGAGUUGGAAUACAAUGUACCCAUGCCAAAUGAUAGCCGUGAUAUUGGUGGCGCCAACAAUGGUGUUGGUGUUGGUCCGCAGCGAGCCCUUAGUGAGCCAAAUAGCUGUGCACCAGACCGUCCCGAUAUUUUACCAGCUCAGGAUACCCAAAAUAUUGAUAUGUCACUGCACGGAGCUUGUAGAUGGCGCAAAUUGAAUGCCAACAACGAUUUCAAUGCGGCUGAGUUUGUGGAGCGCAAGGCAUCAGUGGCCCACAUGUUGAUGACGAGUAUCAGUUAUUUGAUAAACAUAUUUAACAAGCGUCUAACGAGCCAUGGCAGCGGAAACGGAAACGGCAACUGCAUCAAUCGACGCCAUCGGCAAUGGUCACGUAGCUUUGCUCCCAUCCACGUUCAUGGCAGAGCAGAUUUGGACCAUGGCGAACGGCAUCAAAUGGAUAUGGAUUCCGAGUGUAUUGCGGAUACUUUAGCGGCGCUUAUCGAGGAUGAAGUCUUUUUUGAUAAUCCCUGCGAAGUGUCCUUAGCAGCGUCCACAAAUGAUGAAGGAGCCGAUUUGAGCCGACAAACAAAUAAGCAAACCGCUAAUCAAACUGCGAAUAUGGGAUUAGGACUGGGAGUCGGAGUCGGAGUGGACACCGGAGUUGGAGUCUAUAUGGCUGAGCGACAUCACAAUGGUUGGCGCACGUCGGCACUGAAUAGUAGUGGAAAUGGCAGCAGUGAUCUUAAUUUAAUUGGAUCCCAUGACUCUCAUACGCACCAGGCGAACCAAAUUAAUUUGAGCAAUUCCGGACAGAGUCAAGCCGCGCUUCGCACAUCCAAUUUCACAGUGUCGUCGACUAAUCGAGGCACUCGAAUAACUGCACAAUUGCUAGACGGAGUCUUGGAGAAUUCCCGACGUCCUCAAAUGCGGCGUAUCAAAUAUUUCUCAGUCAAUGAUCUCGAUGAUCGCACGGACCAUCGACCUUUCUUCACAUACUGGAUUAAUACCGUACAAAUUGUUGUGCUAUUCUUGUCCAUUGUGUGCUACGGCAUCGCACCGAUCGGACUGGGAUCUGAGCAAAAGACCGGACAAGUAUUAGUGACCAGCUUGAGCCUGCAGACAGUACAGCACGUUGAACAGCGCAAUCUUUGGAUUGGUCCUCGUAAUAAUGAUUUGGUUCACAUGGGUGCAAAGUUUGCGGCCUGCAUGCGACGGGACGUCAAGAUAAUGGACGUACUCACGAAAACUAGAAGGCAGGAGCGUGAGACAGCUUGUUGCAUAAGAAAUGAUGAUUCCGGUUGCGUUCAGAGUUCACAGGCGGACUGUUCCAUACGAGGACUUUACCCAACAAAAUCCAUAUCAACUUGGAAGAAGUGGUCACCUGGAGAGUCCGGCCCUGGAGGGCGUAUAUCCGGAUCUGUGUGCGGUUUGGAUCCCAAAUUUUGCGAUGCACCUGCAUCUAUUGCUCCCUACGAAUGGCCUGAUGACAUUACCAAAUGGCCUAUUUGUCGGAAAACCAAUUCAUUUUCACAACGCUAUCGAUAUAAAGAUCAUACGGCAGAGCAUAUGGUCUGUGAAAUAAUUGGACAUCCAUGCUGCACCGGUCUUUAUGGUGAAUGUCGAAUUACGACUCGAGAAUAUUGUGAUUUCGUCAAUGGAUAUUUUCAUGAAGAAGCAUCGCUUUGUUCGCAGAUCUCCUGCCUAAAUAACGUUUGUGGCAUGUUCCCGUUCUUCUCAGUGGAAAUUCCAGACCAAUUUUACAGACUUCUGACGUCUCUCUGCAUGCAUGCAGGUGUUUUCCACCUGGCAAUUACUCUCAUUUUCCAGCAUUUAUUCUUGGCUGAUUUAGAGAGAUUAAUUGGAACAUUGCGAACUGCUGUGGUCUACAUUAUGUCCGGCUUGGUUGGCAAUCUCACUAGCGCAGUGUUAGCACCACAUCGUCCAGAAGUUGGACCUUCUGCCUCGCUUUGUGGCGUAGUAUCCGCAUUAAUUGCGUUGCUUAUAUUGAUGCAUUGGAAACACUUACAUAAACCAUAUGUGGCAUUGUUCAAGUUAUUACUUUUGUGCACGAUCCUAUUUGGAAUUGGCACAUUGCCAUACCAGCUUAAUUUCGCCGGAUUGCUUGCCGGAGUUGCAUGCGGAGCAUUUUUGACGAUAUCUUUAGUUCCGUUUACCACAUUUACCAAAUACGGACGUAAAAAGAAGAUAAAUCUAAUUUGGACAUGCAUACUGUUUCAUUUGUUUAUAUACGCGACCUUAAUAGCGACUUUUUACAUAUAUCCCAGCGAGUUUAGUUCAUUUAAUUUUGUGGAUGAUAUAUUUGGUAGUAACAGCUAUAAUAGUCCCACAAAUAGCAAUAUCGGACACCAUAAUGGCGAUGUUGUGAGCAGCACACGGAGAUAUUCCCAGACACAAAAGCCUCAAUAUUAUUAUCAUCAUCACUCCGAAGACAUAAUUCGGAAUAGUGUUGCUUUCACUGAAGGAAAUAGUAUCACGCACACUUAUCCGGAGGCACAACGACAGAAGGCUGCUGAACCUUGGCCGGGGAGAUCAUAUACGCGUUCAUUCAGCUACAAUAUAAAUUAUAGUGACAGCAUUUAUAAAACUAUGGAAAACACUGUUCCAGAUAGGAAUUCAGUAAAGAUCAAAACCAAUUUCAAUUCUCCAGGUCCUGGUCGAUUAAUAGAUAAGAAUAACGACUCUCUUGACAGAACUGCCAAGGCGCCUCAAAUUAAUCACAAAUAUAUCGCCCAUAUGAAUGAUACACAAUUUAAAGGCCUAUAAAUCUUCCAAGUACUUAAAUAGAUAUCUUUUCAUGUAACAAUAGCACAAUUAAUUGAGUGCACAAAAAUAAAAAAACACAUGUAACUACUUAAUUACACAUAUAGUCUUAAAAUAUUGCAUGUAUCGUGAUCAGUAAUUACAAAUAAAAUAAAUAUUGAACCACUCGAUUUCUUUGUUUAUAC
Molecule: messenger RNA, 5014 nt
Organism: Drosophila innubila
Lineage: Eukaryota; Metazoa; Arthropoda; Insecta; Diptera; Drosophilidae
Gene: rho-5
Product: inactive rhomboid protein 1
Exons: 6
Coding region: 30-4832 (1600 amino acids)
Biological process (GO): regulation of epidermal growth factor receptor signaling pathway; regulation of protein secretion
Cellular component (GO): endoplasmic reticulum membrane
Molecular function (GO): serine-type endopeptidase activity
Source: RefSeq, a predicted model, not a curated record